AGGAGAUGGAGGAGGAGGUAUUGGUUAAGUGUAGUCAUGGGAGCGGUGAUGAGAGGAGUGAUGACAAUGAUAGAGGUGGUGGUGAUGAUGGAGAUUUCGGGUGGUGGCGGUGGUGGUGGUGAUGACAGUGGAGGUGGAGGAGGUGCAAGCGGUGGAGUUCCUUGUCUUGCCACUCAUCUGAUGACCCUGCAAUCGAUACCCAGACAUGACAGGAUAAGCGGCCCAACACAGGCAUCGCAAAGUGACGGACAGACAGAAACACACACCAAAGACAGACAGGGAGAGACAGAGAGGCCACAGCAGGCAUUCCCGAUAGACAGAGUAGCCAUGGACAGGCCCCGCGGCGUCCCUGUCAGCGGCGUCAACGAACAGCAACAAAGAGACAGAUAAUAGAGGGGAGAUUAGCGCUGCAAGGCCUGAGUGUACGUGUGUGUGUAAGUGUGUGUGCCCUUGAGUCUCCACCGCCGCCAUGCCUGCCAUCCGGGGCGUGGAGGCCGACGUGGAGGAGAUUAAGCUCAAAGACAACUACUCCAGCAACAACUCGAGGGCAAACUCCAUCGCGCGAGCCCUCAAGAAAAAGAUCUCACUGACGCGUCUCACCUCCCGCACGUCUUUAGUCACCGACCGGGAGGAAAGAGAGCGCGAGCGGCGACCCUCCCGCGACUCCCGCUACCCGACCUUCACCAUCGAGGAUUGGGAGGAAGGGGAACACAAUGGCGCUUUCAAGGAGGACAUGCUCUUCAAGGACGAUCUCAAGGGGGACGAGAAGAGCGAGGGGGAGAUGGAUACUGACCCCGGGGAGGAUCCUGAGGGCGAGGGCACGUCACUGGUGGACAACGAGGACAUCCGAUCCGUGUCCUCGAGCAAGCGUGCGAGUCAACUGAGCGUGGAUCACUCGAUGGUGCGCUGCGGUCGGGCCAAGUUCUUCAAGCGGCUCUCAGUUUGCGACCUCAAGGACGGCCACAUGAUGGACCCCAAGGAGCGAGUGUUUCUGGAGGCGGCGGAGAGAGGCGACAAGCACACGAUGAUGCGGUGCCUGUCGCCACCCUCCGCCGUCAACGUAAACUGCACGGACAUCCUGGGCCGCUCCGCCAUUCAGAUCGCGGUGGACAACGAGAACGUGGAGAUUGUCGAACUGUUGCUGCUGCAGGAGAACGUCAAGAUAGGUGACGCCCUCCUGUACGCCAUCACGGAGGGAGUGUACAAGAUCGUCGAGAUGCUCAUCAAUCACCCCAGCAUCACCCCGGAGAUGCUGGCCAACGACUGGGUCAAGGUGCGGGCGGGGGGCGAGGAGAGCAGUGACUUUGACCCCAACAUAUCGCCCAUCAUCCUGGCGGCGCACUGCAACCAGUUCGAGAUCCUGCAGCUCUUCCUGUCCCGAGGAGCCUACAUCGACAAGCCGCACCCGCUGUCCUGCUCCUGCCGCCAGUGUACCGAAUGCUUCCACGCCGACUCCCUUCGCUACUCCCUGCGCCGAAUCCACACCUACCGCGCCCUCGCCUCGCCCGCCUGGAUCUCCCUCACCACGGAGGACCCCAUACUGGCCGCCUUCAGGUUGUCGUGGGAGCUGGAGCGGCUGGCGCGUGUGGAGAACGAGUUUAAGGACACGUACCUGGAGCUGAGCGAGCAGUGCAAGAAGUACACCUGCGAACUGCUUCACCAGUGCCGCUCCACGCAAGAGGUGAUCGCCGUGCUGAACAGGCGGAGCGAGGAAGACUCAGACAAUGAUGACGAUGAUGACGACCCGACGCAGCUCAAGCUCUCGAGACUCAAGCUGGCCCUCAAAUACGACCAGAAGCAGUUCGUGGCUCACCCCAACUGCCAGCAACUCCUGACCUCCGUGUGGCAUGAAGGUCUUCCAAUCUGGCGGCGGCGGAACGCGGUGGUGAAGAUCCUGCUCUGCUUCUCCAUCAUCGUGUGCAUGCCCCUCAUCGCUAUCAUCUACCUCAUCUUCCCUCGCACGCGCCUCGGCAGGGUCAUCCGCUCACCGUUCAUGAAGUUCAUUUACCACAGCGCCUCCUUCGGGCUGUUUCUGGUGCUGCUGGUGCUGGCCUCGACACGCACGGAGGGCAGCGAGAGGCACCGGCGGAACGUGAGGGGACCCGCGCCCACCUUUGUUGAGUGGCUCAUCUUCUUCUGGGUCACGGGCAUGGUGUGGGCGGAGUGCAAGCAGCUAUGGGAGGAGGGGCUGACGGCGUACAUCAGGCAAUGGUGGAACUGGCUGGACUUCAUCAUGCUCUCCCUCUACCUCUGCACCUUCAGUCUGCGGGCCGUUGCCUUCGUACAGAUCACCACCAACAAGUACGGCCCCAGAGAGGUACCGAGAGCCCAGUGGCCCGCCAACGAUCCGACCCUCAUCGCCGAAGGAGUGUUUGCGGUGGCCAACGUCUUCUCCUUCGCCCGCAUCAUCUACCUGUUCCAGACCAACCCUCACCUCGGCCCGCUGCAGAUCUCCCUCGGCUGCAUGAUCAUAGACAUCGCUAAGUUCCUGUUCAUCUUCUUCCUGGUCCUGACGAGCUUCGCCUGCGGCCUCAACCAACUCUACUGGUACUACGACUCCCCCGCCGCCUCCUGCAACUCGACCUCGGUGGAUUACGCCUGCCACACGGGAUCCGACGCCUUCAACACUGACGCAGGGGAGUACAGGGGAGGCUUCCAAACGCUGGACGUGACCUUUGCGACGCUCUUCUGGUCGCUGUUCGGUAUCAGUUCCCCCAAGAGCACAGACCUAGAGGAAGAACACGUGUUUAUAGAGACGGUGGGCCAGGGGCUCUUCAUGGCCUACCACGUUAUGUCCAUCAUUGUCCUUAUAAACAUGCUCAUUGCUAUGAUGUCCAACAGUUUCCAGCAGAUUGAGGACCACGCCGACCAGGAAUGGAAGUUCGCUCGCUCCAAACUCUGGAUGAGCUACUUCGACCCCGGCUCCACCCUGCCCGCGCCCUUCAACCUCAUCAUCAGCCCCAAGGCAGUUUUCUAUCUCAUGCGGAACGUCAAGAACUGCAUGCAAUUCAUCUGCUUCCGGCGGGGUAGGACGCGGCGUGACAAGCGGAACUUCAGCAUGGAGAAAGGUGCCUUGCAGGUCAGCCCAAGUACCUGCCGAAGCUAUCUGCACUUUUUCUUCACGGCCGGGCCGCUGCCGACCCGCCCCAGCAAGCACAGCCGGUACGCCGAGGUGAUGCGUCGCCUGGUGUCGCGCUACAUCCACCAGACCAAGAAGCAGCACCGCCAGGACGGGGUCAACGAGGACGACCUGCUGGAGAUCAAGCAGGACAUAUCAAGCCUCAGGUACGAGCUGCGCGAGGAUAGAAAACGGGAGACGGCGCGGGCGUACGGCCAAAUGGACUCCAUCAAGAAGGACAUCCUGCGGCUCCUGAAGCAAAGCGGUAGGAUGGGAGGGCGCGGCGGCGGCGGCGGCGGGCGGGAGGCAGAGUGCGGCGGGGCGGGGGGCGGUUCCUCAGGCAACCCCGUGGUAAUGACGACCCCCGCCCCCUGCCCGGCCUGCUCCCAGACGCAAGGAGUCGAGCCGGGGCUGAGCAGCGGGGCCAGCGGGUUGGGUAUGCUUCAGCAACACUCAGUGGACCUGGGCAUGCUGGGUCGCGACGCCUCAGCCUCUCUCGCCGCCGCCGUCGACAUAACUGUCACGCCGGCCUCCUCCCUCCCCUGCAACCUCACCUACUCGCAAGGUAACUUGACGGGCUGUUUGCUGGCGCCGCAGGAAAUGGAUUACCUGCGCAAGGAAAUCGUCAGCAGCCUGCGCAAUGAGCUGAGGGAGAUGCUGCGCGAUGCCCUCACGCGCGCCUUGACCCCAACCACCACCAUGACCUCCCACACCUACUACUCACCCACCUCCACCCCGACCCCCACCCCGCAGUUCGUCACCACCCCCACAGCUCUCGCCCCACACAUGACCUCCUCACAGUUCUCCCUCCCAGCGCCGCCGUGUCAGACCAGCACCUCCUGCGGCCUUUCCUCCCCCACCACCGCCGCCGCGCCUCAACUCCUAGUGGCGGAUUCGGGCCCUAGUGGUGACUCCUGUGGUGCUCAGAGGCUCAAUCCAGGUGCUCAGUCUAUCGCAAGGUCCCCCAGCCCAGUCCAACAGGUGCAGUCGUCCCACAACUCCCAGUCGCAGCCCUGCACGUCGCCUACCCCAGGAGCCAGCGGAGGGGUCGUCUAUAGGAUCCCGCAGGAGUCCCCCGCCCCGUCGAAGGCCUCCACCGUUCAGGACAUCCUUCUUCGCCCGCCGAAUGAGUCUGACCGCAUCCACACGCACAUGUACACGCAGCUCUAAGGUUACGUAACGAGGCAGCGGAGAGUAAACGGCCGGAAGCCAUUUCUGGAUGAUGGCGCCGAUGUCCCCACGCCCCAUCCGGUGAGCGACGAGGGCCGGACGGAAACACCACGCACAUACAGUACGCACAGUCACGCCAACACACACACACACACACACACACACACACACACACACACACUCGGUUUCUGGAUGAUGGUGUCGUCGGGGCGUGUACCGAGCGUGGAACAAAACUAUCGAGCAAGUUGCCUACACACCUGAAAAUCACACCUGUAACUAUAUUGUCAUUUCAUUGCUUGGCGAGGUGCCUUGUUCAUCAAGUAAAAGGAGGAGGAGAAGGAGAAGGAGGAGGGACAGGAGGAGAAGGAGAAGGCGAGAUGGAGGAGUAGAAGGAGGUGAAGGAGGAGAAGGAGCAGGAGGAAAAAAGAGGAGGAGGAGGAGAAAGCAAAGAAACUUUUAGACGAGAAAACAUUUGAAAAAAAAACAUUGUCGAUACAUUUUUUUCACCUUUCCCUUUUGUAGUUGUUUACGAGUGUGUCUUCGUGAGUACCCUUCGGCAGGUGGUCUCUGUUAGGAUCAAGUCCACAGCUGUGGCGAUGUUUGGGGACAACGUUGAGAACCUUCGCUGGCGGACGGACGAAGCAGCUCUGACGGGGGUUCACGGGUCCCCGGAAAGACGAGCGACGGUCAUGACAGAAGUGAACAGAACGGGAAGUGGACGGUAAAUACGGAGCCCAGCGAGUGUGACGUGUACAGUGAUUUGUGAUUUGAUUGUGGUGAGUGCAGUGAUGAGAGGACGUUGAUUAAUGUUAGGGACUCUACUAGGUUCCAUGCGCCGGCUGGUCGUGAUGGCAUGCGGACGUAGGAUGAGGAAGAAUGAAUAAACCAAGUGAUUUGUGACGAGUGCAGUGAUGGGAGGACGCUGACUAAUGUUAGGGUCACUACAAGGUUCAAUGCCCCGGCCUAUCGUGAUGAUAUGCUGAUAGGAUGAGGAAGUAAAGACCAAGGCAAUCCAGACAAAGUGUUGAUGUAAGUACAGUGAACCGGAAAGGUGGAUGGCCGAGGUUUAAGUCCCUGUGUUUGUCGGUAUUCACUUCUAUCGCUACGUGAGCCAGUAAGGUUGACAUACGGAAUAUAUUAGGAGUCAGCGCUGUAAGCAGAGUUCGUGUGGCCGUGUACGAAUAGCAGGAGGCAGCGUAGAGUGAGUUCAGAGCGUAGCUGAAGCUGAGUAAGAGUGAGUCAUUGCAAGUCGCGUUGGGUGAGCGACACGUAUUAGGGAAACGACAACGCUAUUUUUUCUCUAUCUGCAGUUUAGUAGACAUUUUGUAGUAUUAUGACGCAAAGGUGACGGUGCGUGUGUGUGUGUGUGUGUGGUGUGUGUGUGUGUGUGUGUGACAGACAUAAGAACGCAGUGAUCUAGCUUCUGACGACUACUCCACCGCAGAGCCUAGACUGAAGAGACGUUAUGACUUAGCUUUCAUCCCUGGAGCAGCAGCGAGCACUGAGCAUUAGUUGAAGACCGGUUGGCAGAGAACUGAACGGUGUUUGGGUCAACUUGGCGAGUAAGCUCCUCCCACCCCACCCCGGCGGCGCAUGGAACUGGCUGGUUGUUGUUUGUGCGAGUAUUUGUUAGGCUGUUGGGUGCGUUGGGCUGAGUCUGGGCUUUUGUUAUUAAUCUGUCUAAUGUAAUCAAAUUAACAAGGUCUGGAAGUUACGAAUCUGUAUAGAGGUAUUAGGCAAUGCUUCUCUACCGCCUCUUCGAGUAGAAGCAAAGAAAUGGAGCUGACACAAAAAGAAAUAAUUAUAAAACCUUGUAUCGAACAUAAUUAAGUGAUGGAGGUUUGAAGGCUCAGAGCAGUGGCUCAAACUUUUGACGACCACGCCCCCCUAGGAAUGGGUCUUUCCCUUCACGGCCCCUUGCAUAAUAGCCCACGCUCUUAAGAUAUUAAAUAUUCCAAGAGCAGAAAUUCCACCUUUUCCCCCCAAGGCUCGGGCACCCCCCAGUUUCAGAACCACUGGUUUAGAGGAUAUUCUGUGGAAACAUUUCGGAUAACUCUGUACUGGUACGUUGUUUAGAAGCAUAGGAACAGAAGACGCUUGAAGACCCACAAGUCAUACUAGCAUGAGAGUGUUUGUGGCAGAACUGAAUGGAAUGGAAUCAAGUGGAAGAGUCUUAAAGGAUUCUAUUCUGUGCGGGACACUUUAGACAACGCCUCUCUGACACGCUUCUAUGAGGCGGCAGAAACACUGCAGCAGAAGGAAUUAAAAACAAACAGGCAGUCUUAGCUGCGAGUGUAAAUAAGGUUGAAUCGAAUGUAAUCUAAGUGAACGAGGUUUGGAUGGUAUUGUUCAAUGGGAGGGGAAACAUUUCUUAUAAGUUGGUAGACACUUAGAAUUAGACCUGAUCAAAGAGCAUCACAAUUCAUUAUAGCUACAAGUAUAGGUACGACUGACUGCAUGGUGUGGAGGUGAAGGCGGUUUGAGGAGGUUUGUUUUGAGGGAGUAUUUUGGUCAAGGCUUCUCUGUCACACAUUUUUAUAAACCAAUAUAUAGAAACUUAGAAAUAGAACAGACAAAAUAGUAUCACCGACCAUGAAGCCUGAAUCGAGGGUAAGAAAGUGAAGGAGGUUUGAGUACUGUUUUGUGAGGGUAUUUUGAUCAAAGCUUCUCUGUCACACACUUUUAUAAGCCAAUAUAUAGAAACUUAGAGCUAGAACUGACAAAGGAGUACCACAAACCAUUCUGGCUUCGAGUAGAGGGGAGGCUGCUUGCAAAAAGGUGAGGAAGGAAGAGGUUUGAGGAAGAUUGUUUCGAGGGGACAUUUGCUUCUCAAUAACACAUUUUUAUAACCCGGUAGAAACUUAGACUUAGAACUGACAAAAGAGUACCACAAACCAUUCUGGCUUCGAGUAGAGGGAAGGCUGCUUGCAAAAAGGUGAGGAAGGAAGAGGUUUGAGGAAGAUUGUUUCGAGGGGACAUUUGCUUCUCAAUUACACAUUUUUAUAAGCCGGUAGAAAAGUAGACUUAGAACAAAAGAGUACCACAAACCAUUCUGGCUGCGAGUGUAGGCAAGCCUGAAUCGAAGGUGAGGAAGGGAAGGAGGUUUAAGAAGACUAGAUAUGCGCGGGCACUUUGGUCAACGCUUCUAUCACGUUCUGUAGAAGCAUAUAGACAUAGACGAAAGUUAAGACCCACAAGCCAUUCUAGAUGCGAGUGUAGGCCAGGCGUUAUGAUCCUUAGUAGCCACACGAUUCUUUCUGUAUCGACACCAACAACUUGAGGCUUAGACGGGAGAGGAGUAUAUCGAAAGGAAAAAAAAUUAUACCAAUAUUGGAGAAUUUAAUCCUGUACGUCAUUGUUAUAAAAAGGUUACUGAUUAUAUGACUUGAGGCCCUUCUGUUAUGAUUAUCCUUAAGAGAUGAGAGACAACACUGAGACGAGCGUUUGGUUAUUAGCUAAAAGGUGAUAAAAGAUGUGUAAAAAGUAUGGGGUUGAAAAGUGACUAUCCGAAGCUUGUCUCAGUGUUGCCAGGUGUUGUUUUAAAGGCUUACUUACUGAAGCCUGAAGGAAGGAAAAUAUCGGGCAUAUGUUUCCAUGCUGUUGUACGUUAACGAAGAAGUGGAUGGGGAUAGUAAAUAAUAAGUUACGUUUAAUAAAAUAUAUACUUGAUUUUUUUUAGAUUUAUGUAUGAAUUAUAGAUUAUUGUUUUAUGUUUUUUUUUAUUUUUUUUUUUUUGUCGCUUUCAUUAUCCGUUAUUGUUGUUGUUAUUAUUAUUAUUAUUAUUAUUAUUAUUAUUAUUAUUAUUAUUAUUAUUAUUAUUAUUAUUAUUAUUGCUUCAUGGUAAUUUGCUCAAAACAUCUCACGAAAAAAAAUACAAAAAAAAAAAGAGAAAGCGAAGAAUCAAUCCAAUAUAUUAUGUAGUACAGUUUAGAAAUACACUGUAGAAAUCUCUCUCUCUCUCUCUCUCUCUCUCUCUCUCUCUCUCUCUCUCUCUACAUCGACCUAUCUAUCUAUCAAUCUCUAGAAAUCUAUCCAACUAUGUAUCUGUCCAUCUCCUUCAAUUAAUCUAUCUAUCUCUAUUUUACCUAUCUAUCUGCAACUGGCAACUGUUAGUCCUCUCCACCUUUACCAUAGCGGACAGGCCCUCAUCCACCCACCCCCAUCCACCGCCCAUCACCCACCUCUUCCACCUCAUCCACCUCAGCUCUCACGCUACCCCUCCCCUCUGUAAACCCCUCCAACAGACGGUUCCAAUUCCCUUUGUCAUCAAUCUCAACCCUAAUGACGGACAAAACCUCAUCCACAUACCGACCCAGUCCCUUCACUCCCUCCCAAGUCAACCACCACCAUCACCACCACCACCACCACCGUUAUCUAACCCAUCAACCUUACCCCAUCAAGUGAAGGCACCCUUAUCCCAACUUCACCCCUUCCCUUCCCCUUCCUUUACUUUCCUAUCUUUCUUUGACCAUUCCUUUCCUUCCCAUCCCAUACCUAUUCUUUCUUUCCUUUUCGUUUCCUUUACUUCCCUUAACUUCACUUUCCCCUCCUAUCUUUCUUUAACUAGUCCUCAGCCUUCCCUUUAGUUUCAUUCCUAUUCCUUCCCUUUGUUCCCUGCCCCUCCCCUAAUCUUACUAAACCAUCCCAAUCCCUUCCCUGCCUCUUCCUAAUCUGUCUCUCUCAUUUGUUUCUUCUGUUUCUUUUCUUUCCCGUCCCUUCCAUCCCAUUCUAACAUUCUCCUCCAGUCCCAAAUCUUCCCUUCCCUUCCCCAAACUAUCCCUUUCCUUGCCUUCAAACUGACCAUCCCUUCCUUCUCUACCCUUCAUUUCUCAAAAGUGUUAUCAUACCCCACCACUCACUCUUCCCCUAAUAAAACUUUCUAUAACCUUUCCCACCCUCUCUUCCCUUCCCUCUACUGCCUUUCCUGCCCUCUCCCUCCCUCCUUCCCUCCCUCUCCCUCCCUUCGCCGCCCAGGAAACACCUCUCCCAGCGCACCCCAUUGUUACGACCACGACAGAAGAGUUCUAUAAAUUAAGUGUUGUUCGCUGGACAGGAACUAUUUUUUUGUAUAGCGUUUUUGUAAAGUGCCGGAGAGAUGCCCAAUCGUUAUUCUUGCAAAGUUAUACUAAGCCCGCAUGUUCAUUGUUUCUGAUACAGUUUAUUGAAUAGGGAUAACACGACAAAAAUAAAAACUAGUUGGUACGUACAAUCGUGGGACACAAGUGAUGACACACUGUCCGCUGAGUUUCGUUCACCGGCCUCGACUUUAAAAUAUAUACACCGCAUGGAAGGAGGCUAAUGUUCAGGUAUGACACUACAUAUACACUCUCCAUAAUUUAUUAGAUAUGAAUUUGUCAGCUGUGCACACUGAUAACAACUUUUAAAUUCGCGGACGAAAAUGUCUCUUUACAUUUCGUUCAAAUUUAGUCAGUGACAGCUAAAGUUGUUUACAACGCUAUUAUGCAUUUGAAUAAAUGUUGUAUUCAUUCCUGCAACGUCCUCACUAAGAAAAUACUAAGAAAACAUUGAUAACGUGCACAAAUAUUCUGAUAUGGUCUAAAAUAUAUAAUGAUACCACCAUUAAACUCUCGCUCGACGAUGUUACGCAAUGACGUCAUCGACUAUGCCAGCCGGCGGAUUUAAGAAGCUAGUAGGCUAUUAUGAAUUGAAUGGAAUUACAAAGCUAUUAUUUUACAUUUAAUAAUACUAAACGAUUCAUUUGCAUUUAUGAAACUAGGCUAUUACUUUGCAUUUACGAAUACUAAGCUAUUACUAUGCAUUUAAGAAAAGUAGGCUAUUAUUUUGCAGAUUUUUUUAAGAGAAAUUAAUCUCUCUCUCUCUCUCUCUUCAGAAUGCACACUGGCGACCAAAGCCAAGCAAGUAUUUAGCUUAUGGAAUGAAAAAAAUCUCAUUACAGAGCGUGCACUCGUGGAAACAAGAGCAUUCAUAACAGAUUUUUUUAAAGAAACAUAAUCGUAGUGCAGUUGAUGCUCUCAGUUUCGUAAAAAAAAUCCUUAAAUAAUAUCUCUCUCACACCCACACACACUCUUUCGUCCUUGCACACACCCACACAUCCACACACAAACGUUACUUAUAACUCGAAUGUAGCAGUGCUGGAUAGUUGCCGUCUUUCGCUAACGGCGUCCGAAACAUUUUGGAAACUGUGUCAUCACUUGUCCCCCACGACUGUACAUAUUAUAUUAUAUCUUGUAAAAUAAAAAAAGAACACACUAUUUGUAAAGCAUAAUACUACUACAUACAUAUUAUAUAAGCUGCGUAUGGAAGAGUGUAGUUAUAUCAUCCCUAUAUAAUAUGUAUUGGUAUGUAUGGUAUUGGAUAAGGCUGAAUAUAUUACUACUACUACUACUACUACUACUACUACUGCUACACCGUUUUGUGAUGUGAAUUAUAUAUAUCUACAACGCUGUUUUUGGCCUCCUUUGUUAUGGACUACUGGAGUGGGUGGUCUUGUACUGGCCGUGAACACACACACACACACACACACACACAUAUAUACAAACACACACACACACACACAUCAUGAAUUACUGAGUGUGUGUGUGUGUGUGUGUGUGUGUGUGUGUGUUACUGAUGAUACUAUGUUUAUCCUUUAUUCUUUGCGUGUUUCGUCUUUCUCUCGUUACUCCCUCCCUCCCUUUCUUCCUUCCUUCCUUCCUUUCUUUUUUCCUUCCUUCCUUCCUUCUAAUCUUCCUCCUCUCUCUCCUUACUUCACUGUUUUUUUUUCUUUCUUCUUCCCUCUUUUCUCCUUCUCCUUCAUUAUUUCCUUCCACUCCUUACCUUCUUUUCUCCUUCUUUCCUUCCUUGCCCUUUUCCCCCUCUGAUUUCCCUCUUUUUCCUUCAUAUAUCCUUUCCUUUCUUCUUCUCUCCUCUCCUCCGUAACUUCCUUCCUUCCCCUUACUCUCCCCCUUCCUCUUCCAUCCUUCCCUCCCUUCACUUUCCUUCAACACAUUUCAUUAUCUUAAAAAAAAACACGAAAUUAAGAGAAACUGAGUGAACAAAUUAAUUUUCUCCUUUCUUCCUUUCUUGUAAAAUUUCUACCCCUUCUGUAACCUUCCCUUCUGUCUUUCCCUUCCCUUCCCUUUCCCUUCCCUUCUCCAUUCCCCUCACUCCCCCUCUCCCCUAGAAAUCUGCCUCCCCUUUCAUUACCCAUCCUCCCUCCCCUUCCCUUCUUCUCACCCCCCUUUCCUCCCUUUCAUAACACUCCCCCCCUCCCUUUACAGCCCAUCCUCCCUCCCCUUCCUUUCCCUUCCCUUUACCUCCUUUUGACAACUCUUCUUCCCUCCCCUACCCUUCCCUUCCCCUCAUCUUCUCCCUUCCCUUAGACACUUUCUCCCCGCCUCUAUAACCCGCUCACCCUCCCUGUCCCUGUCCCUCUCCCCCUUCCCUCCUCUUCAUAACCUUUCCUCCCUUUCUCCCCAUCCCUCCCCCUCCCUCCCCUCCCCCCUAGGCCCUUUCUUCAUGGGUAGCUAAGAACACACUCACUAGGUGCAACACAUCCCAUAAAGGUGAAACACAAAUGUGAUGGUAGAAUCUAUAUCGAACACACACACACACACACACACACACACACACACACACACACACACAGCAUAUAG
Molecule: messenger RNA, 11904 nt
Organism: Eriocheir sinensis (Chinese mitten crab)
Lineage: Eukaryota; Metazoa; Arthropoda; Malacostraca; Decapoda; Varunidae
Product: transient-receptor-potential-like protein
Exons: 19
Coding region: 470-4288 (1272 amino acids)
Biological process (GO): regulation of cytosolic calcium ion concentration; manganese ion transport; calcium ion transmembrane transport
Cellular component (GO): membrane; cation channel complex
Molecular function (GO): store-operated calcium channel activity; inositol 1,4,5 trisphosphate binding; protein binding
Source: RefSeq, a predicted model, not a curated record